AUGCAAAUCUUUUAUCUCGCGGUCGCAUUCAUCCUAGCGGCUACCGCCAUCGAAUCAGCCGUCGUUGAAAGCUCUGAAUUCAAAUGUUGUCUCGCUCUCCUGAAAGACGAUGUACUUUCUGGAAAGGUUUUGACUCCGUGCAAUGAGGAUUUCCACCAUCGCUUGGAGUCGUACUACUCCGCCAAUGCGGCUGAGCCACCUCGCUGCAUGGUGUUGCCUCAGACCGCUGAAGACGUCGCCAGGACCAUCCAGAUCAUAUCUGCUCGACGCUGUCCCUUUGGAAUGAGAAGUGGGGCUCACUCGGCGUUUAGCGGUUCAAAUGGGCUCAGGGGUGGCAUCACAGUCGAUUUGGGCCACAUGAACUCGACCGAAUAUGACCCGAGCACCGGCAUCGCUUCCGUCCUUCCAGGCUCGAACUGGGGCAAUGUAUACUCCGCUCUGGAUCCGUUCGGUGUCACGGCUGUUGGAGGACGAGCUUCUGUCGUCGGGGUUGGAGGUUUUACUACGGGCGGUGGGGUAUGUGUCCUCUGCCCCUCUGCGUGCAAGACCGUCGCGGACCGAGCAAAGACCAGUUCUCCCCAACAGAAGAAGACUGACUCUCGACAGUACUCUUUCCACAGCAACAGGAGAGGAUUCGCCUGCGACAAUGUUGUCAACUUCGAGGUUGUUCUCGCCAAUGGUUCCAUUGUCGACGCCAACGCGUACGAGAACUCUGGUCUCUGGAGAGCUCUCAAGGGGGGCUCGGGAAACUUUGGUUUCGUCACACGGGUUGACGUCGAGGUCGUCCGUUCGACCCAGAUAUGGGGCGGGAUCACAACAUACGACCUGAGCAAGACAGGCGACGUGGUCGACGCUUACGUGAAUUUCGUCAACAACAUGGAAGAAGACCCGGCCAGCCAGGCCAUCGUGACUCUGCUGUAUGGCCAGCAGGGGUUGAGUCUCGUCGCAGUAUUAACAAACAGUGACGCGACAAGUACCGCGCCCGCCUUCCGAGAAUUUGCCAGCAUUGCCAACGUCUCAAGCACAGCUCGUGUCGGAUCUGUCGCAGAGAUGGUUCCUGAGUUCACUGGACCAACUCCCCUAGGACUCUACGCCAAUUGGAGGACAGGCAUGACCUCGCACAGCGCCGCUGUUAUGGAUUUUGUUCUUCGUACCGUGCCUGAAUACACGGAGAGAAUGCAACUCGCAGCUCCAGCCUCCAACUUCGAGCUUCUCACUCAAUUCCAGCCUGUGACCAAGUCGAUGGUGACCCAUGGCGACGAACGAGGUGGCAACGUCCUCGGCCUUGGGAGGGUGGUCGCAGACGGUCCGGCUCUCAUGUGGCUCCUAGCACUCACGGUGGAUACCGCAGAGAACCAGAAUUUGAUCUUUCCUCUCUUACUCAAACUUGAGCGUGUCAUCAACAAGUUUGCUGAUGAUGAGAAACUCCAAAAGGACUGGGAGUUUUUGAACUACAGCGGUCUCGAUCAGAAACCACUCCUGCACUAUGGCGAGGACAUAGUCCACUUUCUGAGGAACGUUUCGUUGGAAUACGACCGAAACCGAGUUUUCCAGGACCUGCGGAAGACGGGCUUCCGGAUUCCCAUCUAA
Colletotrichum costaricense is the source of this 1590-nucleotide messenger RNA. Its product is annotated as FAD binding domain-containing protein. The transcript has 5 exons. Gene Ontology annotation, molecular function: FAD binding. The coding region runs from base 1 to 1590 and encodes 529 amino acids. The record is from RefSeq and is a predicted model, not a curated record. Lineage: Eukaryota; Fungi; Ascomycota; Sordariomycetes; Glomerellales; Glomerellaceae.